GACGCAGUUAGUUUGUAAUCUUUUUCACGACAGUGUCGCAAAUCCCACUGAUUGUGGCAGAUACUCCAUGGAAACGAACUCGCGGCAGGAGUUUUGUUUACAUGCGUGGGGAGCCAACAGCUACGGGCAGCUGGGACAGGGACAUGCGGAGGACCAGUUGGUGCCCCGGCUCUCUGACACCGCUGCUCUACGACACAGGACAGUCCGGGCUGUCGGCGGAGGUGGCGGGGGACACUCCGUGGUUGUUACCGAGAAUGGAGAGGUGUUCGUGUGUGGGCAGAAUCACAGAGGCCAGCUGGGACUUGGUCACACCUCAGACAUCUUAACUCUUCAACUCUGCUCCAGCCUGAAUCAGAGGGUCACAAAUGUAGCCUGUGGUUGGGAUUUUUCUCUUUUUCUCGAUGAUUGUGGUAAAUUAUUGGCAUGUGGCUCCAAUGCAUUUGGCCAGCUGGGUGUUGGACAGACAGUUAAACACUCUGCAGAUCCACUUGUUAUUGAGAGUCUGAAGGAGCCAGUGGUGAGUGUAGCAGCAGGACUCAGACACUCACUCGCUGUUACUGAUGCAGGCUGUGUAUACCAGUGGGGAACAGGUCUAUUCAGUCAUGCCAAGAGAGCCCUCAGUCCUCACCCUGUCCCAUCACACCUAAACUCUAAGAUGCCUUCUCUGGUACCAGGUCUGGAUCAGAAGACAUCACUUAUUGUAGCUGCAGGCUCAACGCACUGUGUGUGCCUUACAGGAGAUGGUGAUUUGUUUCUGUGGGGAAGCAACAAGCAUGGCCAGCUGACCACCACAGAGCCCUUCUUGUCCUCUCCCACUCUGCUGAAGCGCUCACUACUAGGUGGAGAGACAGUUAAAAAUGUGUGGAGCGGCUGGACUCACAUUGUUGCCCAAACAGAAAGCGGGAGAGUGCUCACAUGGGGCAGAGGAAAUUAUGGACAGCUGGGCCGACCAACAUCAACCAGCCGGAACCCAGAGCGGUCUUCAGCAGAAGGUGGCAGCCAGGAGGUUUACUUACCUGCAGAGGUUAAAGCCCUCUGUGGAGCAACACAGAUUGCAUGUGGAUCUGAACAUAACCUCGCCAUUUUAGGGGGGUGUCUGCUCUCCUGGGGCUGGAACGAACACGGCAUGUGCGGAGACGGUUCCGAGACCGAUGUCUUUGAGCCACAGCUCAUUUCCGGUCUCAGACCUCUUCUCAUUGGCUGUGGGGCCGGACACUCUAUGGCUGUGUGCGCUGCGACGACUGGCUCAAGACAAAACUCUGCGCCGACUCCACUUCAGUAAUAUCGGAGCUGGAACAUUUAUUAUUUAUUAUUCAGCAUGUUACAAUCAGAGACUGAGAGUUAACUCUAAAAACAGAAUGACUUUGCGAAUGAACACAUUUAUAUUUACUGAUUUACAGUUGGCUUAUGAGAGCUUUGCAUCACUUAUAUGUGAUCAUUUUAAGUGCCUUUAAAAACAGUAACUUUCACCUUCUGUUGGGCAUCCUAAGCCCCUUCAGCAGUUAACUGGCGAAAGCACGUCUGACUUCACACUGGACUUGUCAUAAAUACUGUCGUGUGGCUGGACACAGGCUGAAUUAUGUUUCAAGUGGACAGAGGCCAUCAUUUCUGUGACCAGACCAUCAGUUUGAUGGGCAUAACUGGAGAGGGAGGGGGAGGGGGGUAGGCGAUGGCUUUUGCAGGAUAUGGCCAUGCCUAUGGCUCCUGGUCCACCUGCCAUGUUUGUCUUCCUGAACGAUCAUGUGAGGGAUGGGCUAGACUGGUGCUGUAGCUCCAUCUUCCUAUGUCAGCGGUUUUAUUGCUGUGAUCUUGAGUGUCAGGAAGCAGUCAAUCUCUGAUCCACACCUUCAUACUGAAAAUCUCAUGAUUUACCAUUUACACACAAAGUGCAGUAUUUUUUCUUUGCCGACUGUCCAUCACUCAUUUAUAUUCUUGUCAGUCUCUGACAUAUUCUUUGAGGCUGUGUUUGUCCUAUUGGCACCCUUUUCAUACUUUAUACUUCAUUAAUCCCUCUUGGGGGAAAUUCGUCAGCUGUGUUUGACCCAUCCUACAUAUUUAUAAGCAGCGGGCAUCCGCAGUGCAGCACCCGGCGACCAACUGCAGGUCUGAAGCCAACGCUGUGGUCAAGAGGACUCAGAAUGGCUCAAAGAUGAUAUAUUUGCAUUGUAUUUACUUUUCUUUUCAUUUAGAAGUUUUUAUUUUAUGAUAAAUUUAUGCAAACUAAAUAUGGAAAUAGUAUCACUGAAAUUAUGCACUGAGAAUUUAAUUAAUGUGAUUUUACCUGGAUUAGUUUGAAAAAAAUAAAUCAACACUCGCUGAAAAAUGAUCAUUUCUGUGUUUUUUUUAUUUAUCACUAUUUAUUGUACAAGCCUGAACUGUAUUGGUCAGAAAAGACACAAAAAAUCCCUAAACAACAAACCAAUCAAAACGAUCACUGAACACCUUAUUGAGAUAACUAACCACAAAAUGCACGGUGUUCAAAACACACACUCUGAAGUC
Thunnus maccoyii (southern bluefin tuna) is the source of this 2499-nucleotide messenger RNA. RefSeq names its product secretion regulating guanine nucleotide exchange factor (gene sergef). The transcript is spliced from 11 exons. Bases 68 to 1282 code for a protein of 404 amino acids. The record is from RefSeq and is a predicted model, not a curated record. Lineage: Eukaryota; Metazoa; Chordata; Actinopteri; Scombriformes; Scombridae.